Molecule: messenger RNA, 915 nt
Organism: Penicillium robsamsonii
Lineage: Eukaryota; Fungi; Ascomycota; Eurotiomycetes; Eurotiales; Aspergillaceae
Exons: 2
Coding region: 1-915 (304 amino acids)
Cellular component (GO): membrane
Source: RefSeq, a predicted model, not a curated record
AUGUCUCGACUCUCACUAACGACUCUCUUCGGAGUUAACCAGGCUACCGAUGACAAGCACCACUUUGAGACGUCUUGGAUCUUACCCCCUGCCAUCCUUGCCGGACUUCGCGGUCUGAUCUCAUUGUAUAUCUUCACCUCCAUCUUCAUCUUCUGGGGCUGGUAUGGCACCAACGAUAGCCACGCUUCAAUUGGUCAGUCCUUCAGCUAUUUUACCUGGCUAUCCUACUGGGGUGUUGGCUUCUACAUGCUAUUCGCUGCCAUCCAUACAGCUUGUUAUGCACGAACGGGUCGCUCGGUUCUCUUCGACCGCUGGCCGCGGGCUUUUCGCGCACUACACAGCUUAUUGUAUGCGACAAUCACAACGUACCCAUUUCUCGUUACGGUUGUCUUCUGGGCUGUCAUAUUCACUCCACCAUGGUAUAAGACGGCCUUCGCCGGUUGGCAAAAUAUCUCCCAACACGGCCUUAACUCUGUCUACGCCCUACUGGAAAUCAUCAUCCCAGCCACAGCACCGCAUCCAUUCAUUGCAAUCCCAUUCCUACUCAUCAUCCUCCUGCUCUACCUCUGCGUCGCAUACAUCACGCAUGAAACCGAGGGCUGGUACCCGUACUCCUUCCUCGACGCUGGUAGCCACGGACAGAAGAGCAAGCUUGUGGUGGGAUAUUGUUUUGGCAUCUUGGCUGCGGUUCUGGUGUUCUUCACCAUUUCCUGGGCGCUGGUUCAAUUGCGCUGCCGCCUGACGCACGGAAGGAUUAAACGGGCUAGACGGGAUCCGCUGUGCGCGCACGAUGCUUUUGGUGGUGUUGUUGGGGCGAGUGGUAAUGAUCAAUCAAAUGAGAUGAAGCCUGUGUCGGGUUUGGAGGCGGCGAUGAGUCGAUUUUCUUCUUCUGGAGGAAAUUGCCUGGUUGGGUAA